Notothenia coriiceps (black rockcod) is the source of this 806-nucleotide messenger RNA. Its product is annotated as histone acetyltransferase KAT6A-like. NCBI's taxonomy places the organism in Eukaryota, Metazoa, Chordata, Actinopteri, Perciformes, Nototheniidae. The transcript is spliced from 5 exons. The annotation marks the transcript as partial. The record is from RefSeq and is a predicted model, not a curated record.
AGCAGUGGAGGUGGUGGUGGUGGUGGUAGUUCACACUCCCAUUCGGUGAAGAAACCUGGACUCGAGUGGAACAAGUUGAUAAAGCGGGCACUGGAAGGGCUCCAUGAGCCCGGUGGCUCCUGCUUAAAGAACAUUGAGCGCUUUCUCAAGUGCCAGGCUGAUGUGGCGGCCUACCUUUCAGGCAGCGGCUCCAUGGGGCCCGGCAUCUUCCACCAGCAGCUGAGGGUGGCCCUGAAGAGGGCAGUGGCCCAUGGACGCGUGGCCAAGCAAGGUCCCAUGUUCCAGCUCAUUAGCCGCAGCAGCAACAACCUGGAUGACGGGACCGGGACGGUGUCUCUGGGAUCACUGCCUCCUGUCCGGUUGUUGCCCCAUGAGAAAGACAAGCCGGUGGCCGAGCCCAUCCCCAUCUGCAGCUUCUGUUUAGGGACCAAGGAGCAGAACCGCGACAAGAGGCCGGAGGAGCUCAUCUCCUGCGCCGACUGUGGCAACAGUGGCCACCCGUCCUGUCUCAAGUUCUCCCCAGAGCUCACAGCGAGAGUCAAGGCUCUGUGGUGGCAGUGCAUCGAAUGCAAGACUUGCAGCAGCUGUCAGGAUCAAGGCAAGAAUGCGGACAACAUGUUGUUCUGCGACUCCUGUGACCGGGGCUUCCACAUGGAGUGCUGCGAUCCUCCCCUCACGCGGAUGCCCAAAGGCAUGUGGAUUUGUCAAAUCUGCCAACCCAGGAAAAAGGGAAAGAGGCUGUUACAUGAAAAGGCAGCACAAAUCAAACGGCGCUACAACGCACCGCUGGGCCGGCCCAAGAACAG